This is a messenger RNA of Suillus paluster, 1173 nucleotides long. RefSeq lists its product as uncharacterized. NCBI's taxonomy places the organism in Eukaryota, Fungi, Basidiomycota, Agaricomycetes, Boletales, Suillaceae. The record is from RefSeq and is a predicted model, not a curated record. The coding region runs from base 1 to 1173 and encodes 390 amino acids. The transcript has 4 exons. Gene Ontology annotation, molecular function: FAD binding.
AUGGUUCCGUACGCUUUACGCCGACAGAUCAAGACGCAACCACUGCAAGUGAUUGGUUCGGCCGCAUGUUUGUCGACUCGAUCCAUCAAGGGGAAGGGCAUCAGAAUUACAUUUCGCAGUUCGCAGAUCUUCGAGGCCAGGUUCGGCCCUCUGAAGAAACAUUCGGCCCACCCUUACGUACACUUAUCCCCUCAAAAUGUGACGGAGCUUGUGCUUGGGCAGAAGCUGCAGAGCCUUGGGGUUCAAGUGCAGCGCCCACACAGGGUUGUUGGCAGGAAACAUAACGAAGAGGAUUGUCCUGUCACCGACGUCUCGUUCAAGGAUGGCCAAAUAGUCAGAGCCAGGUAUAUCAUCGGUGCAGAUGGCGCCCGCUCAACCAUCCGUACCAUCACCGGCAUAGGGUUCUCUGACCCAGAAGGCCCCAACUUAGGCAAUCACCUACUGACUCAAAUGGUCAGUGCAGAUGUUACGUUCGAGCGCGAACCUGUCAGUCCAUUAACCAUCGAGGGCCACAUCAAUAUCAUAAUUUCCUCAGACGGUUUCCUGACGCUCACACCGUUCAGCAACCGCUGUAAUUCCGAGCUGACGCGCGAUGGAAAGCCCGUUACAAAAUCCAUCUUCCGUAUAAUUUCUCCCGUACCGGUGAAGAACGGAGAGCCGCCCUACGCACCACCGAAGGAGUACAUCCAGAAAUUGAUCGACAUGUACGCCCCAGCGUGUAACAUCGGAUUCGUCGACCAGCUGAUGUGGUCGACACGUUUCAGAACCCAUUCAGCUAUCGCUGACCGCACGCUCACGCGCCCCGGCGCCGCCACUUUCCUAGUCGGUGACGCCGCUCACAUACAUUCGCCUGCAGGGGACCAGGGCAUGAACCGGGUCAUCAGGGACGCGAUCUUCUUUACAGAAGCCAUCAUAAAGCACAUUCAAGCGUUUGCAGGAGAUUCCGAUGUGGAUGAUACCAUUUUGCAGGAAUGUGCGCAAGUGCGUCACGGGCGAGCGCUGGAAAUCAUGGGCUUCACCAAGAAGCUUUUGAAACUCGCAAGCCUUACACAUGAUGUGUAUGCAUUGUGGAUGCCGUUCAGUCCGGCCUCUAUCCGCGAUCUGAUGUUGGGCAGAUUUGAUUUUGUGCGGUCGAGUGUUGCAUGGAGCCUGAGUGGGCUUGGAAGACGAUAA